This is a messenger RNA of Gossypium raimondii (Peruvian cotton), 1467 nucleotides long. Its product is annotated as plastoglobule-localized metallopeptidase 48, chloroplastic. Gene Ontology annotation, biological process: CAAX-box protein processing. The record is from RefSeq and is a predicted model, not a curated record. Gene Ontology annotation, molecular function: metalloendopeptidase activity. Bases 86 to 1114 code for a protein of 342 amino acids. Lineage: Eukaryota; Viridiplantae; Streptophyta; Magnoliopsida; Malvales; Malvaceae. The transcript has 9 exons. Gene Ontology annotation, cellular component: endoplasmic reticulum membrane.
UUAAUAAAACGAAAAAUAUCCGAAGAAUUUUAAUCUCUUCCGUAAACACUAAACACUUGGUGUUGGCGUGUUUUCCGUCUAAUCAAUGGCUUCUUUGGUUCUCUCUUCUCUCUGUUUCACUUCUCAAAAGCCUUGUUCUUUUACGUCUUCGCUCCGUUUCAGCUUGGGAGCUCUGACGGGAUCCAGAUCCGCCGCUCCGUUAACUGUCGGAUUCCGACCGGUGAAGAGGAGAAAUGGAAGAAUUAGGGUUUCGGUUUACUCCAGAGCUUCUCCUCUUGUGUUUCGGGACCUCGACGCUGAUGAUUUCCGGCAUCCGCUCGAUAAACAGAAUACGCUGAUCCUGAAAGCGAUUCCAGGGCUUAACGAACUAGGAAGAGCUUUACUAGCAGGAACUGUCACAGAGCAAAUCAUGCUUCUUGAGAAUAUAGGGACUUCAGUCCUUGUUUCGAAAGAUCAGCUUCCUGAACUUCAUAAAAUGAUGAUUGAAGCUGCGGGAAUAUUGAAUAUUGAAUCUCCUGAUCUCUAUGUUCGGCAAAGCCCUGUUCCAAAUGCUUAUACACUAGCUAUAAGUGGCAAAAAACCAUUUGUUGUCAUUCAUACUAGUCUUGUGGAGCUUCUGACGCGAAACGAAUUGCAGGCUGUUUUGGCUCAUGAGUUGGGUCAUCUCAAAUGUGAUCAUGGUGUGUGGCUUACCUUUGCAAAUCUUCUCACUCUUGGAGCUUAUAGUGUUCCUGGACUUGGUGCCUUUCUAGCUCAGACUUUAGAGGAACAGUUAUUCCGUUGGCUUAGGGCAGCAGAGCUUACUUGUGAUCGUGCAGCCCUUCUCGUUGCACAAGAUCCCAAGGUUGUCAUCUCUGUUUUGAUGAAAUUAGCUGGUGGCUGCCCAUCAAUGGCUGAUCAGCUAAAUGUGGAUGCAUUUUUAGAGCAAGCUCGCUCUUAUGAUAAAGCUUCUUCGAGCCCAGUUGGGUACUAUAUAAGAAAUGCUCAAACGCGGCAACUUUCACAUCCUCUGCCUGUUCUACGUGCACGUGAGAUUGAUGAGUGGUCAAGAAGUAAUGAAUACAGAAGCCUUCUUAAACGUGCAACUCAGAUGAACGUUGUAGAAAAAGUUUAGCUCUGGUCUGGACCUUGAGAAAGUCAAAGUUGAAAAUAGCUUUAAUAGAUUUUGACUUUGCCUAGCAAGAUUUGGUUCCCUUUAUGUUUAUAGAAGAUGCUUUGCCAGACAGAAAGAACACAGAAAAUGGAGGAAGCUUUUGCCCAGAGCAUCUCUAGCUGUGGUAAAACAUUUGUCUGUAAAGAACCACAAUUAGUUAGAGUCUAAAUUUACGGUAAGAGAAUUAUAUAUAGUUCAUCUUUGUAACUAUGAUAGAGAUCGUUUUAACAUAUGCUUCAUACUCAAAAGAACAGAAUACUGUAUAUCGUUGUCCAAAAGGAUAAAGCAAAUAUAGCAUUUUUUUUUCUUUUAAA